CGUCGCGCUGUCGGGUUAACGUCCUCGGUUUAAUAUGGUUCUGAGGCACAAAGUUUCCAGUAUGACUGUUUGAUAGAUAGUCCGGAGAUCCCAUAAUAAAAGUCGAUUUUGAUGUAAUGGAAUCGUCACGUCGUCGACCAAAAUCUGCUCGCGACGAUAAAACUUAAAGAUUAGCGAAAAAACAAGGCACAAUAAAUAAUCACUUGAACAGUCGGUUGAAAAGUGUGGCAAUCGUUUGUGUGGUUCAGUUAAUGUGGAGAGAGACACCGCUACGGAAAGUGAAAAUAAUCAUUAAUUCAUUGUUCGCUGUGAUUGGAAACUUUACCAAACAUGGGGUGCACGUCAUCGAAGCCAAAACCAUCAGAUGAUAGUAAUAUAAUUGCUAAAGUGACCGGAAGUACGGCGGUGUCGGAAGACGAUGACGUGGUGGAGGGUUUUGUGUGCAACGAGGCCGAUAUAGGCGAAAACGAGAUGAAAGCCUUCGAGAUGGACGGUGGCAAGGUGCUGCUGGUCAAACAAAAGGGUCAACUUUCGGCAAUAGGAAACAGGUGCUCACACUAUGGCGCCAUGCUAAACAAUGGGGCCCUUGGAGACGGGCGGGUGAGAUGUCCGUGGCAUGGGGCUUGCUUCAACGUUCUGACGGGAGACAUUGAGGAUUUCCCCGGACAGGACUCGCUGCCGUGCUUCAAGGUCACCGUGGAAAAUGGGAAGGUUAAAGUCCGUGCUAAGCGGUCAGAGCUGCAGUCCGGGAAGCGAACCAGAUCGAUGGUGCGAAAGACUAACGACGAUGAGCGUACAUUUGUGGUGGUUGGAGGCGGUCCUAGCGGAGCCAUCUGUGCCGAAACUCUUAGACAGGAAGGUUUCACGGGUCGGGUGGUUAUGAUUAACAAGGAACCAUGCUUACCCUACGAUCGGAUCUUGGUCAGCAAAACGAUGGAUUUUGAGCUACAGAAAAAGCUGCUUCGAGAUGAGAAAUUCUACGAACAAAACGAAAUUGAAACAAUGACCAGUACGGAGGUCACGGCUGUAAACAGUAAAGAUCGAGAGCUUUCUUUGAGUAAUGGUUAUAAGAUUAGGUAUGAUAAAAUUUACAUUGCUACCGGAUCGAAGCCAAGGAAGCCUGCCAUCGAUGGAGUUGACCUGCCCAGCGUUUAUGUACUGCGUUCGAAUGAUGAUGCCAAGGCCGUCAACGCUGAGCUGGGUCCGGAUAAGCACGUGGUCGUCCUGGGUGUUAGCUUCAUCGGACUUGAGGCGGCCGCGUAUUGUGUCAACAAGGUCGCGAAAGUCACUGUUAUCGGUAGGGGAUCUGUUCCGUUGAAGGAAUCUUUCGGACAAGAAGUUGGUGCUAGAGUUAUGGAAAUGUUCAAAGAGAAGGGAGUCGAGUUUGUGAUGAACUCUGGAAUAAAACGGUGCAUCGGUGAUGACGAUAAAAAGCUAACCUCGGUUGAAUUGAUGGAUGAAACAAUUGUUAAGGCGGACAUAUGCAUAAUGGGCGUUGGAUCAACACUGUAUACUUCGUUUUUGGAGAAUUCUGGGAUUGAGCUGAACCAGAAUGGUUCCAUCGAUACUAACCAGUAUUUGGAAUCUAAUGUAGCUGGAAUCUACGUUGGAGGUGACAUCGCCAACGCUCCCGUCUACUGCAAUAACAACGAGCUGGCCACGAUUGGCCACUACCCGCUAGCUCAGUAUCAUGGCAAGAUAGCCGCUUUAAACAUGGUCGGAAAGCAAACCGAGCUGAAAGCAGUUCCCUACUUUUGGACCAUGCUGUUUGGCAAAGGAUUCCGCUACACCGGUUACGGAAUGCCUCACGAGACCAUCAUCGAAGGUGACCUCAAGCAGCUAUCGUUUGUUGCAUUCUACCUGGACGCUGAGCGAAAGGUUAUCGGAAUGGCAUCCUGCGGCCGAGAUCCCGUAGUGUCCCAAUUUGCCGAGUUCCUUUCCCAAGGCAAAACUCUUCACGCCGAUCAACUCAGCCCGGAUCCGUUCGCUUGGACAAAAGCAAGCGCUUAAACCUAUGUCUAAACCAAGAUUCCAGGAUGCGUGGCCUCAGUAUUACCUUCUUUUGUUCCAUUUAGAAAAUAAUUGUUGAUUUCAUUGUUAAAUACUCUUUUUGACUUGUAUUUAUUUGCUAUGUACAGUAUACGAACGCUAAAA
Molecule: messenger RNA, 2154 nt
Organism: Culex quinquefasciatus (southern house mosquito)
Lineage: Eukaryota; Metazoa; Arthropoda; Insecta; Diptera; Culicidae
Product: apoptosis-inducing factor 3
Exons: 3
Coding region: 331-2010 (559 amino acids)
Cellular component (GO): cytoplasm
Molecular function (GO): 2 iron, 2 sulfur cluster binding; flavin adenine dinucleotide binding; oxidoreductase activity, acting on NAD(P)H
Source: RefSeq, a predicted model, not a curated record